GUCUUCGCGCGGAACCUGCCCUACGACGCGGGCGAGGACGCCGUCCGCCGCGCGUUCGCGCGCUACGGCGCCGUCGCCGACGUCCGCCUCGCGGUCUGGAACCACACGCAGCGGCGCAAGGGCUUCGGCUACGUCCAGUUCGUCAAGGAGGCCGCCGCCGAGGCCGCCGUCCGCGGCCAGCCGGCCGUCGAGGUCGACGGCCGGGCGGUGGCCUGCGACUACGACGACCGCGGCGCGCCCCGGGGGUCCUACCGCGCGGGCGCCGGC
Messenger RNA from Aureococcus anophagefferens, 267 nucleotides. RefSeq lists its product as hypothetical. Lineage: Eukaryota; Pelagophyceae; Pelagomonadales; Pelagomonadaceae. The record is from RefSeq and is a predicted model, not a curated record. The annotation marks the transcript as partial. The transcript has a single exon. Gene Ontology annotation, molecular function: RNA binding.